This is a messenger RNA of Eurypyga helias (sunbittern), 420 nucleotides long. RefSeq names its product chromosome unknown open reading frame, human C11orf52. The coding region runs from base 1 to 420 and encodes 139 amino acids. Gene Ontology annotation, cellular component: extracellular exosome. The transcript is spliced from 3 exons. The record is from RefSeq and is a predicted model, not a curated record. Lineage: Eukaryota; Metazoa; Chordata; Aves; Eurypygiformes; Eurypygidae.
AUGGGUGUGGUACGCUGGGGUGGUGCAUUUGGGUUUGCGUGUUACCGUAGCAGAGGCUGGGGCUUCUCAGGGCUGACGUUUCUCUCUGAUUUCAGGAACUGUCCUUCGCCUUUUAAAAGAAAGAAAGAAAAGCAAGGAACUAAUGUGAGACAUGAGACCCAACAGCAUCAGCCUGGCAGGAAGGCUCCAACGUACGAAGAUGUCCCAGAGUUUCCAGUCUAUGCCACCGUGAAUAAACCCACGAGUGUGAGGCAGGAUGACAGCAUUCAUUAUGCAGACAUCCAAGUGUUCACCAAGGUCCGGGAGCGCUCUGCGGCAGAGGUAAAGAACUUGCAAAUGCAGAAUGCUACAGAGUAUGCCACCCUCAACUUCCCCCGGCCCAGGCUGAAAUAUGACAGUAAGAAUGGGACCCUGGUAUGA